AAUGAUCAACAAAGUACACGUUAACUGACAGACGUGUCGGCUUCGUAUUUUCAUCAUAUUUCCUCGUUUAACUUCAGCUAAUUUAUUUCUUCUGCUCUCAAGUUAUUGAAGAGGUCUCGAAAUUCGUCUCUUGUGAACAAUUUCAGUUAAGAAGGAAACUUUAUAUUGUUAAAAUGGGAAAUGUCUUCGCAAAUUUAUUUAAAGGUCUCUUUGGGAAGAAGGAAAUGAGAAUAUUGAUGGUUGGUUUGGAUGCUGCUGGUAAAACCACAAUUUUAUAUAAACUUAAAUUAGGAGAAAUUGUUACUACAAUCCCCACUAUCGGGUUCAAUGUUGAAACUGUAGAAUAUAAGAACAUUAGUUUUACUGUAUGGGAUGUAGGUGGCCAAGACAAAAUCAGGCCAUUGUGGAGACACUACUUCCAAAACACACAGGGCCUAAUUUUCGUAGUCGAUAGCAAUGAUAGAGAGCGUAUAGGCGAAGCUAAAGACGAACUGAUGCGCAUGCUGGCAGAAGAUGAACUCAGAGAUGCUGUAUUACUUAUAUUCGCUAACAAACAAGAUUUGCCAAACGCAAUGAACGCAGCAGAAAUCACCGACAAAUUGGGUCUUCAUUCGUUGAGAAAUCGUAACUGGUACAUCCAGGCAACUUGUGCGACCAGUGGCGAUGGGCUCUACGAAGGUCUAGAUUGGCUCUCCAAUCAGCUCAAGAACGCCCACCAUUAGUACAGUGUUUUCUUUCAAUCACAUUGAUGUGAUUGUGUAUCAGACUUAAGUGUUACUUUACCAUAUGUUGCAAUUCGACUGUUUUCCUCCAACCAAUCACCCAUUAUCUCCUUACUGUUUGCCAACAUACUUCCUUGGUCAAUAAAUUUAUUAACAUUAUAGUUAGGCCUUUUUCUUUCAUUAACUCUAGUGCAUGUGUAUGUGGUCAAACAGUAUGCUUAGAUUAACUUUAGUUUUAUUCACUAUCGUAUUUUAUAUUUAUUUUGGUAAUGCUGAUUUACGUUGUACAUCUUAGGUUUUGUAUAAGACACUUGUACAGUCUCUAUUUGUAUUAAUAAAAUCGAUUGAAAAGGUAUGUCUGUAACAUAUGGUAGGUUCCCUGAUUUUUUCACUGAUGGGCAAGUUAACGUACAUUUUUCAUUUUAAAUAACUCGAUAGUAUUGUUUUAGUAUUUGCUCCUUUCAAAUCAGAGAAAAAUGUUAUUCGAUCUAGAAGUGUGAAUAUUUUGUAUACUACAUUAAACCCGAAAUUGGUGGAUUUUGCGUAACCCCAAAUUCCUAGGGAAAUUUGUAUUUCCAUCAUUUGUCAAUAUAUAUGUCACUUUCAGCAUUUUACGGUGUGGAUUCCUGAAUCUGCCAUUUAUAAACUAAAAGAUCGAUUUUUUACAUAUUUGACAUCUUUGAGAGUUAUUUAUAAUAAUCAUGUAUGCGAUUUUGUGCCCCACAAAGAGCUUAGCUCAAUGUAAGGUUAUCUCGUUGUUCAAAUUGGAAUUAAGAUUAUUUAAACGUUUGAACGAUCUCUGGUAGUUUGCCUUCAUUUCAAAAUUCCGAUUACUCAAGAACAUAGCAUAUAUUGAUGGAGUGAUUUGUUUGAAUUAAAAUUGAAUUGUAUUAUUUCGGCUGAUUCAGUUUCGUUGACAUUCCCGUUUAUAAUGCUGUAUUUCAAAUGGAUAUAAUAUUGAAAUUAUUGUCUAUAAUUUAUAUUAUGCAUAAUUAAAUUGUAUUCGAAA
Molecule: messenger RNA, 1731 nt
Organism: Coccinella septempunctata (seven-spotted ladybird)
Lineage: Eukaryota; Metazoa; Arthropoda; Insecta; Coleoptera; Coccinellidae
Gene: Arf79F
Product: ADP-ribosylation factor 1
Exons: 4
Coding region: 174-722 (182 amino acids)
Biological process (GO): intracellular protein transport; vesicle-mediated transport
Cellular component (GO): cytoplasm; plasma membrane
Molecular function (GO): GTPase activity; GTP binding
Source: RefSeq, a predicted model, not a curated record